AUGAAAUCUGAUCCACCACCUCAACGCCCGUUUGAGUCCGUAAGGGCCGAUCUAUUUGAAUAUGGGGGUCGGUACUUCUUGGCGUUUGUUGACCGGUAUUCGGGAUGGCCUUGUUAUGAUUCCUACGGGAAGGCACCUUCCACUACUGAGGUAGUGAAGUCGCUGAAGACGAUCUUCACUCAAUAUGGUAUCCCGAUUAAAAUGCGAACUGAUGUCGGAUCACAGUUUGCAUCGACUGAAUUUAUGAAAUUUUGCCAUAAGGAGAAAGUCCACCUCAUGAUUAGCUCGGCGUUCUAUGCCCAAUCGAAUGGCCAUGCUGAGGCCGCCGUCAAGAUGCUCAAAGGCUUGGUAAAAAACAUUGGGUAUGUGGACGAUUGGACCGUGAGGCAUUUGAUGCUGCCUUUCUUGAAUGGAGGAAUGUUCCGCACGAGGAUGGACUGUCACCCGCCCAAUGGCUACUUGGCCACCGACUUCGAACCCGUGUUCCCGCACUUCAAUCGAGUUAUUUAG
Tigriopus californicus is the source of this 510-nucleotide messenger RNA. RefSeq lists its product as uncharacterized. The transcript has a single exon. NCBI's taxonomy places the organism in Eukaryota, Metazoa, Arthropoda, Copepoda, Harpacticoida, Harpacticidae. The record is from RefSeq and is a predicted model, not a curated record. Gene Ontology annotation, molecular function: nucleic acid binding. Gene Ontology annotation, biological process: DNA integration. The coding region runs from base 1 to 510 and encodes 169 amino acids.